Aphis gossypii (cotton aphid) is the source of this 1255-nucleotide messenger RNA. RefSeq names its product ubiquinone biosynthesis protein COQ9, mitochondrial (gene Coq9). The transcript is spliced from 6 exons. The coding region runs from base 238 to 1110 and encodes 290 amino acids. Gene Ontology annotation, molecular function: lipid binding. Gene Ontology annotation, biological process: ubiquinone biosynthetic process. Gene Ontology annotation, cellular component: mitochondrial inner membrane. NCBI's taxonomy places the organism in Eukaryota, Metazoa, Arthropoda, Insecta, Hemiptera, Aphididae. The record is from RefSeq and is a predicted model, not a curated record.
UUUAGUUGUUUAUGAAUUUAAUGAAUAACCCGUGAAAGUUGAAUCCUUCUGACUAUAAUCUGUUUUCAAAAUAAAUUGUUUACGCUUUACUGCUCUAGUCUCCUAGUGGUAGAAAAGCUACUACCAUUACAUUACAAAAUCUAUAGUUUUAUCUUCUAUCUAUUUCAUCUGAAAGUGUCCAAACAAUUUACAGAAUACUAAAAUUCAACGAGCAGUUGAUUUCACGAACAAUUAGCCAUGUUUUGCAGAGUUCUUUCGAAAUCAGGCACUCUUGCCAGGGCGAAUAAUUUUCGCUCGUCGUUUCGUCCGAACGUCGGCGGAGGGUUGACUUCGAGACCGUGCAGCGGCAGCGGAAACCCCGACGGCAGCGGUAACCCCAACGGCAGCGGACAAUCUACGACGGAUGGAAACAUUGCAAACAAUGGAAACAAUGGUGACGGCGAUAGUUACGAAAAGGAUAUCAAAACAAAGAUACUUCAAUCCUCUCUACCACACGUUCCCCGACACGGAUGGUCCAGAGAUACUGUGGCCGCAGGCGCCGAAGAACUUGGUUAUCCGGACACGGUGCACGGCCUCUUCCGGGACCCCGGGGCCGAGUUGGCGCUGUACUUUUACUCGGCCAGCAACGAUUCACUCUCCCGACUCCUGAGAGACGGCACUUUGCCGUCCCCCAGUGCAGAAAGCAAAGCCGAGCUGAACGCGUUCCUGACCAACGCCAUCAAGACCAGACUGUUGAUGCUCGAACCGUACCUGAAUCAGUGGCCGCAAGCGAUCGCCUUGCUCUCCAAACCUUCCAACGCGCCGCACGCUCUGUCCAACCUGAUGACUUUGGUCAACGACGUCUGUUACUACGCCGGCGACCGGUCCAUAGACACACGAUGGUACACACGGCGUAUAGGCUUGGCCACCAUUUACAAGUCCAGUGAACUGCAUUUGUUGCAAGACAGAUCACAAGGAUACGACGACACGUGGAAUUUUGUGAAAAGAGCAGUCGAGGAAUGCGUGAAACUAGACACAAUGCUAGAGAGUAACGCUCAGCUCGCUAAAGACGUCGUCACAGCAUCAGUGUCUACGGCCAAGAACAUUCUGGGACUUUCGUGGAACAGAUAAUGCCGACUAGUUGUUCUUCUGCGUCUUCGUUCGUCGACUAGUAUUAUUAUUAUGAAUAUUUUUAUAUUUUUUCUUCUACACACUACUAUUAUCAUAUUGUAAAAAUUAGUAAUCUCUAAUAAAUGAAACAAAUGGGUGCCUAUAA